AUGUUUGCGGAUGACAUUAAGCUCUGGAGUGUCAUUCGAACUGCAGAUCACGAAGAGCAUCUGCAGGCGAACCUAGACCGACUCCAACAGUGGUCAAAGGCCUGGCUUCUGCCGUUCAACGAGAAAAAGUGCAAUAUUCUACGAGUCGGCAGAGCUCGCUCUCCGAACCAUAUGGACUACUGCCUAAAUGGUAUACCACUGCAAGAAGUGGACUCGCAGAAGGACUUGGGAGUAUGGAUUACGACCUCGCUCAAACCCUCGCUGCACUGCACGAAGAUAGCCAAGUCUGCAAUGUCAGUCCUUUACCUUGUCAAGCGGGCUUUCUCUGCCUUUGAUGAAGACUGCUUCGCUAAAGUCUUUCGAACUUUUGUGCGUCCGCAACUAGAAUUUGCUAUCCAAGCUUGGAGACCCUGGACCGCGAAGGACCUCAGCAUCCUUGAAAGGGUUCAAAGGCGUGCAACGAAACUUGUGGCAGGACAGGGUUCACUACCAUAUGCAACGCGGUUGGCUAACCUUCAUCUCUUUCCCUUGAGUUACAGGCAGUUACGGGGUGACCUCAUACAAGCCUUCCGUAUCAUACGCGGUCAGGACUGCAGCCUCGUACCGGGGGACUUCAUCGAGUUAGCAACCCCCACAAAUCUACGAGGCCAUCCAUUCAAACUACGUGUGACAGGGGCCAGACUGGACACACGAAAGUUCUUCUUCUCCAACAGAGUACUAGAAGCCUGGAAUGCCCUGCAUGUGGAUGUCGUUAUGUCUGCUUCCGUCGAGGUCUUUAAGAGGAAGCUGGAUUUGUGUAGCAGUGUCCACUAA
Spirometra erinaceieuropaei is the source of this 813-nucleotide messenger RNA. NCBI's taxonomy places the organism in Eukaryota, Metazoa, Platyhelminthes, Cestoda, Diphyllobothriidea, Diphyllobothriidae. The record is from the annotation of a GenBank genome assembly.